AUACUAGAUUUUAGAACCAUCGACGUCCCGCACGGACUCGGUUUGAGUCGUCCACGUUCAAGGUAAAAUAUUCUCGGUCGCCGUUUCGAUAAAUAAUAAAUAUAUAAGCGGCGGCCUUGCCGCGUAAACGCAUAUUAAAUAGUUAUACAAAAUAUGUAGAUGGGAGAAAUCAGUGCGAACUUUAGUGAAGUUUAAGGAGUUUUUAAAAGUGUUUACUGUUUAUUAUAAUUACUAAGAAUAUUUGUAACAAUAUGCCAGCUAUCGGAAUAGAUCUCGGUACUACAAAUUCCUGUGUCGGUGUAUGGCAGGAUGGGAACGUGAAAAUUAUCGCAAACGACCAUGGCAACCGUACCACGCCAUCGUACGUCGCUUUCACGGACACCGAGCGACUGAUCGGAGACUCGGCGAAGAACCAGGUGGCCUUCAAUCCCAGCAAUACAGUCUUCAACAUCACACGACUAAUCGGCCGCAAGUCUGGCGACCCAAAAAUCCAGCAGGAUAUGAAAUACUGGCCCUUCAAAGUCAUCAACGAUUAUGGCAAACCGAAAAUCCAGGUCGAAUUCAAAGGGGAACCCACGAAAUUCGCACCAGAGGAAAUCAGCAGUAUAGUGUUAACGAAGUUGAAAGAAACAGCCGAAACCUACCUGGGUACCUCCAUCAAGGACGCAGUUAUCGCAGUGCCAGCAUGUUUCAACGAUUCACAACGACAAGCUACAAAGGACGCCGGCGUACUCGCAGGUUUGAAUGUUCUCAGAAUUAUAAAAGCGCCCUCAGCGGCAGCUAUAGCUUACAGUUUCAAUAAGAAUUUUGAAGAACGUAACGUUUUGAUAUUCGAUCUCGGUGGAGGAACUUUAAGCAUCUCAAUUUUCAAUAUCGAGAAUGACAUUAUAGAGGCAAAGUCUGUAGCAGGAGACACACACUUGGGAGGUGUGGAUUUUGAUAAUCGUCUAGUUAACCACCUCGCGGAGGAAUUCCAACAGAUAUACAAAAAGGGUUUGCGCGGGAACCCGCGGGCUUUACGUCGCCUUCGCACCGCGGCCGAGUGCGCUAAGCGGACGCUUUCAUGGAGCAUGGAAGCGACUAUCGCAAUAGACACCCUACACGAAGGAAACGACUUCUGUACAAAGGUAUCCCGAGCGAGGUUUGAGGAUUUAAACUCUGAUUUAUUUAGUGAAACUUUGAAGCUAGUUGAAAAAGCUCUCAAAGACGCGAAACUAGAUAAGAGCGAAAUAGAUGACGUCGUUCUAGUUGGAGCUUCGACGCGCAUACCAAAAGUGCAGAGUUUGCUGCAAAACUUCUUCUGUGACAAGAAACCCAACCUAACCAUGAACUCUAAUGAGGUUGUCGCUUACGGUGCCGCGUUACAAGCAGCUGCACUGAGCUUUAAAGAUGAAUUACCUAAUUUUUUAUUAAUCGACGUGGCACCACUGUCGCUCGGAAUCGAAACGGCGGGCGGAACUAUGAAAGUUAUCAUAAAACGCAAUACCUCAAUCCCUACUAAAAUUUGGCAUACCUUUACUACUAAUUCGGACAACCAAUCGGGAGUCACCAUCAAAGUUUACGAGGGUGAGAGAGCGAUGGCCAAAGACAACAACCUGCUAGGAACCUACAAGUUGGCCGGUAUCCCGCCACCGCAGCAAGGAAUUCCAUUAAUCGACUUGGCCUUUAGUUUGAACGAGAACAAUAUCUUACACGUAUCAGCUAAAGAGAACAGUACCGGACGAAAGCAAAAAAUUUUCAUAAAGAACGACAAUGGAGGACUAUCGCAAGCUGAUAUAGACCACAUGUUAUCCAAAGCGAAGAAAUACAAAGAAGAGGACGAGAUACAGCGUCAGAAAGCCGCAGCUAGGUACCAGUUUGAGUCAUACAUAUUCAGCGUCAAACAAGCCCUGGAUAACACGGAUGAGAAAUUAUCCGAGACGGAUAAGAACAGCGCAAGGAGCGAGUGCGAUAAAGCGCUCCGUUGGUUGAGCAACAACACGUUGGCUGACAAAGAGGAGUAUGAGUACCAGAUGGAGGAACUCCAGAGAACUUGCUCGUCCGUGAUGAGCCAACUCCACAGAGCAAGUGACACGUAAGCCGAUCCAGGCGCGCAAGGUAUGGAGAUCGAUUAAAUUAAUUUGCCUCUUUUAGUAGGUAGUCAGUAUCGUUUGAAUAUACUCUUAUUUGUAUGAUUUUAAUUUCAAGAAUUAAAGCAGGGUUAUGAUUUUUUGUAUUUGUAUUAAGUUAAGAGCUAAGAUCACCUAUUGAUAUAUUUUCCUAAAUAUUAAAACCUUAUUGUU
Molecule: messenger RNA, 2282 nt
Organism: Bicyclus anynana (squinting bush brown)
Lineage: Eukaryota; Metazoa; Arthropoda; Insecta; Lepidoptera; Nymphalidae
Product: heat shock protein 68-like
Exons: 1
Coding region: 252-2078 (608 amino acids)
Biological process (GO): cellular response to unfolded protein; protein refolding
Cellular component (GO): cytoplasm
Molecular function (GO): ATP binding; misfolded protein binding; ATP-dependent protein folding chaperone
Source: RefSeq, a predicted model, not a curated record